AUGCAGAUUUUUGUCAAGACUUUGACGGGUAAGACCAUUACCCUAGAGGUUGAAUCUUCUGACACUAUCGACAAUGUCAAGUCCAAGAUUCAGGACAAGGAAGGUAUCCCACCUGACCAACAAAGAUUGAUCUUUGCUGGUAAGCAAUUGGAAGAUGGUAGAACCUUGUCCGACUACAACAUCCAAAAGGAAUCCACCUUGCACUUGGUCCUUAGAUUGAGAGGUGGUGGUAAGAAGAGAAAGAAGAAGGUCUACACCACCCCAAAGAAGAUCAAGCACAAGCACAAGAAGGUCAAGAUGGCCAUCUUGUCUUACUUCAAGGUUGACCCAGAAGGUAAGGUUAGCAAGUUGAGAAGAGAAUGUAACAACUGUGGUGCUGGUAUCUUCUUGGCUAACCACAAGGACAGAUACUACUGUGGUAAGUGCCAUGCUACUUACACUAUCAAGCAAGAUGCUUAA
Zygosaccharomyces rouxii is the source of this 459-nucleotide messenger RNA. It is a transcript of the gene RPS31, whose product is annotated as ubiquitin-40S ribosomal protein S31 fusion protein. The record is from RefSeq and is a predicted model, not a curated record. Gene Ontology annotation, biological process: modification-dependent protein catabolic process; protein ubiquitination; translation. The transcript has a single exon. Gene Ontology annotation, molecular function: structural constituent of ribosome; protein tag activity; ubiquitin protein ligase binding. Gene Ontology annotation, cellular component: nucleus; ribosome; cytoplasm. Bases 1 to 459 code for a protein of 152 amino acids. NCBI's taxonomy places the organism in Eukaryota, Fungi, Ascomycota, Saccharomycetes, Saccharomycetales, Saccharomycetaceae.